Molecule: messenger RNA, 2195 nt
Organism: Caenorhabditis angaria
Lineage: Eukaryota; Metazoa; Nematoda; Chromadorea; Rhabditida; Rhabditidae
Source: the annotation of a GenBank genome assembly
AUGAGCCGUCCGAUUACAAUCAUAAACAAAGAACGUGGAAAUGAACAAAUUGGUUCACCAUCUGACUCACUUAGCAUGAGCUUGGGCGCCUGUAAAAUCGUUGAAAAUGUCUGUGGAUCACCGGUGGUAUGUUAUUUAUUCAUUGCAACUUUCCCCUAGCAAAAAAUAAAUUUUCAAAAUGAUGCAAUUUCAGACAUCAUUCGGAAGUCGAUUAAUGGCUUACAACACAAAAAGUGAAGUCUAUUCGCAAUCGCCAGAAUUCCAAAUCAACGCAUUUCUCAGUCAAGGUGGUCGUGUAAUUGGAACCAAUGUCGAUUAUGCAUUUGGAACUCCUCCACCAUCUUGUCAUCAAUGUAAAAAUACAGAAGUUGUAAAUACACAAUGGUCGAAUAUUGACCAUUUCUCAUGUCCACCAAAUAACCUUCUUUAUGUUGAUCAAAGUAACAUUGGUUGGUUUUUAUUGAUUUAUUUUCAAAAACAUGUUUUUUUUUUCAGAAAAUGCACAUUCAUUUUUCGGCGCAGCUCCUGUUGCUCCACGAAAUUUCGAUUUUUACAACACCGAUCGUCAAAUUCUUCAACCAAAACCAACAAUAAUCCUCCCAACAACCGUAUUAACACCAGCACUCUCACCGGCUGUCAGUAUUAUUCAACAACCAAUCACAGCCGUAACAUCGUGUGAAAAUUUGUUGCAAAAAUAUCGUCUCAAUCCGUCGGCCAUGAAAACGCUGAAGCUGUCGGAAAUUCAAGGAAAUCUCCUGAUGUUCGCCAAAGAUCAAGUCGGUUCGCGAUUUAUUCAGCAAAAAUUGGAGAAUUCGGAUAUGUUCGAGAAGGAUGCGAUUUUUGAGGAAGUGCUUGAGAAUGCUGAUGAAUUAGUUGAUGACAUUUUUGGGAAUUAUGUUGUUCAGAAGUUUUUCGAGUAUGGCGAGCAGAAACAUUGGAGUCGUCUUGUUGAAUCGAUUAUUUCUCGUGUUCCUCAAUACGCUUUUCAAAUGUAUGCUUGUCGUGUUCUUCAAAAAGCUCUCGAAAAAGUUGAUGAACCAUUGCAAGUUCGAAUUCUUGAGCAAGUCAAAGAUAUUGUAAGUUUUUCACAAAGAAUAUAAGAAUUUUGGAAAACUUCGAAAUUGGAUAAAAUUUUGGGGCUUCUCCUCGUGGUUUCUACAAAAAUUUCAAACAUUUUUCAGGUUCUUGAAUGUAUGAAAGAUCAAAAUGGAAACCACGUCAUCCAAAAAGCAGUUGAAAAAGUGAGCCCAGAACAUGUUCAAUUCAUCAUCGACGUAUUGUUAAAACAUCCAAAUACAGUAUUCGAAAUGACAGUUGAUCCAUAUGGUUGUCGAGUUGUUCAACGUUGUUUGGAAUAUUGUGUAAAAGAUCAAACUCGUCCAAUCAUUGAAAAACUUCACGAUCGAUUCGAGGAAAUUGUCAAUAAUCAAUACGGCAAUUAUGUUGUUCAACACGUUAUUCAACAUGGAAGUGAACGAGACAAAGAGAUGAUUAUUCGAAAAGUUGCCAGCAAUCUUUUCGAAUAUGGUGUCCACAAAUUCUCGUCGAAUGUCAUUGAGAAAUGUCUUGAACGCGGUUCGAUUCAACAAAAGAAUCUUCUCGUCAAAUCAGCUUGUCAUCAAGUUGAUCGAAAUCAGCAGCCGGUUGUUGUGCAAAUGAUGAAAGAUCAAUAUGCGAAUUAUGUUGUUCAGAAAAUGUUCGACCAAGUUACUUGUGAUCAACGACGUGAAUUAAGAAUUGCAAUUCAACCGCAUAUUCCAAUACUCAGACAAUUCUCCUAUGGAAAGCAUAUUCUUGGUAAGUUAUUAAAUGUUUUGAUUUUUAUGUGUUCAAUGAGUUUUCGAAAACUAAAAUUUCAGUCUGAAAAUUAGCAUAUCUCCAAAAACAUGCAAAAUUCAUAUUUUUUAUUAUGAAAAUGAGAACUUUUGUUCAAAUUUCGGGAAAAGUUUGUUUGUUCCUGAAAAUUAAAUUUACGCCGGUUAUUCUUCAACAAAAUUUUGAAAUUUUCAAAAAAAUAUCUGAAUUUCGAGAUUUUUCAGUAGGAUCUUUCGAAAACAUUUUUUUUGAAAAUCCAUAGAAUUUUUUGCCACAUCAUAAAUAAGUUAGGGUCCAAUAUUUUUCCCUUUCAAUAAUUCCCCCUUUUUUCAGCCAAACUCGAAAAAUGGUUUCAAAAACCCGUCGCCUACAUUGGCUAA